Linderina pennispora is the source of this 1449-nucleotide messenger RNA. RefSeq names its product Metallo-hydrolase/oxidoreductase. The record is from RefSeq and is a predicted model, not a curated record. NCBI's taxonomy places the organism in Eukaryota, Fungi, Kickxellomycota, Kickxellomycetes, Kickxellales, Kickxellaceae. Gene Ontology annotation, biological process: secondary metabolite biosynthetic process. The coding region runs from base 351 to 1274 and encodes 307 amino acids. The transcript has a single exon.
GGCCUCGGCAGAGCCAUCCUGUUCGAGACCAACAUGAACCACUGGAGAGAGCUUGCCGAGCUGACGAGCCUGUUGGUUGACCACAUCCUCUAAAAACAUCCAACUGUUCGACAUAUUGCUUACCUGUUUUUCUUACUCGUUUCAACUUUAUCUUCUGUCCUCGUCCAAUAUAGAGCUUUUUCUGUCUUGGUGUCAUGUCUGGCAGGCGUUUUUCGGGUGUAUUCUUUAACCGGAAGCGACUCCCACAUGCUUGGCGCAGGACGCCGCUCGAGCACAUCUGAACGCCACUGCGGACUUUUGUCUCUCCUCCUGUAUCAUUCCGCGGUUUUUUACACAACUCUGAGGACACCAUGGACAAGCUGGCCACUGUAGAGCAGGUCUCGAAGAACAUCCUGCGCGUUCUGGCGCUGAACCCUGGCCCGUUCACGCUGCAGGGCACCAACACGUACAUAGUCGGUAGCGGCCCGCGCCGGACCCUUAUUGAUACUGGCGACGGCGCUGAGCCCGAGUACCUGGCUUUGUUGCGCAAGAGCCUCGGCAGUUGCCGCAUUGACCAGAUUUUACUGACGCACUGGCACCUGGACCACAUUGGCGGACUAUCAAAGAUGCUCAGCGAUACGUCGAUUACGACGCCCGACUGCCGUGCGUUCAAGAACAGCCAUUCCGGUGUCGACGGGCAGCAGAGGGUCGCCGAGGCACUGGCAGCGGCCGCCAAGAGUGGCCGACUGUUUGACAUACGGGACUCGCAGGAAUUCUGUCUGGACGGGGCGGUGAUCAAGGCAGUGUUUACGCCAGGACACACUGAGGACCAUAUGGCGUUUACGGUCGACGAGGGCAGCGGGCCGAUGCUGGUGACUGGGGACCUCAUUCUGGGCCAGGGCACCACGAUUGUGGAUGAUUUGGCACCGUACAUGGACUCGCUGCAGCGAGUGUUGGGGAUUCAGCCUGCAGCGCUGCUGCCUGGCCAUGGCCCUGUUAUCCACAGCACAGGCGAUGCAGUCAAGGUCAUUGAGGGGUACAUCAGCCACCGCAACAUGCGUGAGCGCCAGAUCCUAGCUGUGCUGGGCCGUGAAACCGCUGGGCGCCGCCGGGCGUGGAGUGUGGCAGACAUAACCAGCGACAUAUACCCGGAAGUAACGGAUCCAAGGGUCAUCCUGGCCGCACAGCACAACGUCACACUGCACUUGCAGAAGCUGCUGGCCCAGGGCAAAGUCGACAGGGCUGGUGGCAAUGACGCUCUGUGGGUCCUGAGAUCCGCUGCGGCCAAUAUCUGACUCCGCGAGCCGAGCCGGCUCCAGGUCCCUUCAAUUUUCGGCUUGUGAUUUCACCAAGUCGGCUCGCAGAACAAAAAUUUUUUUUUUAGUUGGGUCUUUAAACACAGAUCGCACAUGUAGCUCUCUUCCUCUUCGCCUCUAGCAGCAACCAAUUUUAUACAUAUCCUAUUUCAUC